Messenger RNA from Gastrolobium bilobum, 3511 nucleotides. RefSeq names its product calcium-transporting ATPase 12, plasma membrane-type. Gene Ontology annotation, molecular function: P-type calcium transporter activity; ATP binding; ATP hydrolysis activity. Bases 39 to 3164 code for a protein of 1041 amino acids. The transcript has a single exon. The record is from RefSeq and is a predicted model, not a curated record. Gene Ontology annotation, cellular component: intracellular membrane-bounded organelle; membrane. Gene Ontology annotation, biological process: calcium ion transmembrane transport. NCBI's taxonomy places the organism in Eukaryota, Viridiplantae, Streptophyta, Magnoliopsida, Fabales, Fabaceae.
UCCCACUUCUCAUUUUCUGAUUCUACUCUCAAUCCAACAUGUCGAGCAGCCAAAAUCAGAAAUAUGAUAGCAGUUCAUUUCUCAUUGACAUCAGUAGCGCUCUCACCAGAGUCACUGCCAAUUACACUAUCAACAAUGCCAAAAAAAGGUGGCGUUUUGCUUAUACAGCAAUUUAUUCUAGAAGGGUCAUGCUUUCUCUGGCCAAAGAGGUCAUAUCCAAAAGAAAUCUCCAUCACUACACUAAACACUUCCAAACCCAGUCAUCCAGCUCCAGCAGCACUCUUGAUAUAUUUGAGCCCCUAGUUACCCCACAUGUGAGCAAUGAAACCAACCGCUAUUCUUUGCUCCCUGAUGUUGAUAAAGCCAGACUUGCUAAUAUGGUCAAGGACAAAAACUUGACAGCCCUUGCUGAAUUCGAAGGAGUUGAAGGUGUUGCAAAUGUUCUUGGUUCCAUUCCAGAAAAGGGAAUCCUUGGCAAUGAUGAUGACAUUGCCAAACGGCGCGAAUUGUUUGGUUCAAACACUUACCAAAGGCCACCACCAAAAGUCUUCCUACACUUUGUGCUGGAAGCUUUCAAUGACACCACAAUUAUCAUUCUUCUUGUCUGUGCUGGCCUUUCCCUUGGUUUUGGCAUAAAAGAACAUGGACCAGGGGAAGGCUGGUAUGAAGGUGGGAGCAUAUUUGUAGCAGUGUUUCUUGUGAUUGUUGUCAGUGCACUCAGCAACUUCAGACAAGAGAGACAAUUUGACAAAUUAUCCAAGAUAAGUAACAACAUCAAAGUUGAAGUUGUGAGAAAUGGAAGGCCACAACAGAUAUCCAUCUUUGAUGUUCUUGUGGGAGAUAUUGUAUCCCUUAAGAUUGGUGACCAAAUUCCUGCUGAUGGAGUGUUCUUAGCUGGCCAUUCUUUGCAAGUGGAUGAAUCAAGCAUGACAGGUGAGAGUGACCAUGUAGAAAUUGAGCCUUUAAAAUGCCCCUUCUUAUUGUCUGGAGCAAAGGUUGUGGAUGGCUAUGCUCAAAUGCUUGUGACAUCUGUGGGAAUCAACACAGCAUGGGGUCAAAUGAUGAGCUCAAUAUCCCGAGACACCAAUGAAAGAACACCAUUACAAGCUCGCCUUGACAAGUUAACUUCUUCUAUUGGAAAGGUAGGCCUUUCAGUCGCUUUUCUUGUUCUCCUAGUGUUGUUGAUUCGGUAUUUCACUGGAAACACACAAGAUCAGAAUGGGAUUAAGGAGUUCAGGCGGGGUAGAACAGAUAUAAAUGACACGUUCAAUGCUGUUGUGAGUAUUGUUGCAGCUGCAGUCACUAUUGUGGUUGUGGCCAUCCCUGAGGGUCUACCAUUGGCUGUCACUCUCACAUUAGCUUAUUCCAUGAAAAGAAUGAUAGCAGACCAAGCAAUGGUGAGGAAACUUUCUGCUUGUGAAACUAUGGGGUCAGCAACAGUUAUCUGCACAGAUAAAACUGGGACCUUAACGCUGAAUCAGAUGAGAGUGAGCAAGUUUUGGCUAGGCCUAGAAAAUGUUAUUGAAAACUUUUCUAAUGCAAUGGCCCCAAAUGUUCUCGAGUUAUUCCACCAAGGAGUAGGCCUCAAUACAACUGGCACUGUCUAUAGCCCUUCAUCAGAAUCUGAACCUGAAAUUUCAGGUAGCCCAACGGAGAAAGCUAUACUCUUAUGGGCAGUGUCAGAUUUAGGUAUGGACAUGGAUGAAUUGAAGAAGAAACACAAAGUUCUCCAUGUUGAAACAUUUAACUCACAGAAGAAACGAAGUGGCGUUGCAAUAAGGAAGGAGACUAACAACACAGUUCACGUGCAUUGGAAAGGAGCUGCAGAGAUGAUACUUGCAAUGUGUUCUAAUUAUAUUGAUAGUAAUGGCACAAUGAAGUCCCUUGAUGAAGAACGGAGUAAACUUGAGAAGAUAAUUCAAGGCAUGGCAGCUAGCAGCCUACGAUGUAUUGCUUUUGCACACAUGGAGAUUUCAGAAGAUUUUGAGAAAGCACAUGAAAUCCUAAGAGAAGAUGGCUUGACCUUGCUAGGAAUUGUUGGCCUCAAGGAUCCAUGCCGGCCAGAUGUUAAGAAGGCGGUCGAAAAUUGCAAACUUGCAGGGGUUGAAAUCAAGAUGAUCACUGGUGAUAACAUAUUCACAGCAAAGGCAAUAGCAACAGAAUGUGGAAUAUUAGAUCUUAAUAACCAUGUAAAUGCGGGAGAAGUGGUAGAAGGUGUGGAAUUCAGAAACUACACAGAGGAAGAGAGAAUGGAGAAAGUUGACAAGAUCCUUGUGAUGGCAAGAUCAUCCCCUUUGGACAAACAUUUGAUGGUGCAAUGUUUGAAAAAGAAAGGCCAUGUAGUUGCAGUCACCGGCGAUGGCACAAAUGAUGCACCUGCUCUAAAAGAAGCUGAUAUAGGACUUUCUAUGGGGAUCCAAGGCACUGAGGUUGCCAAGGAAAGCUCUGACAUUGUUAUCCUAGAUGAUAACUUCAAUUCAGUUGUUACUGUUUUAAAGUGGGGAAGAUGUGUUUAUAACAACAUCCAAAAAUUUAUCCAGUUUCAACUUACCGUUAAUGUUGCAGCUCUUGUGAUAAAUUUUAUAGCUGCAGUUUCUUCUGGAAAUGUUCCCCUAACAACAGUUCAACUACUAUGGGUGAAUCUCAUUAUGGAUACUCUAGGAGCUUUGGCACUGGCUACAGAACGGCCUACAAAGGAGUUAAUGCAGAAAAGGCCAGUAGGUAGAACUGAGCCACUUAUUACCAACAUUAUGUGGAGAAACCUUUUAGCUCAAGCUUUAUAUCAGAUUGCUAUCUUGUUGGUUUUACAAUUCCAUGGAAAGUCAAUCUUCCAUGUAACUGAGGAGGUAAAGAAUACUCUAAUCUUUAAUACUUUUGUUCUCUGCCAAGUUUUCAACGAGUUCAACUCGAGAAGUAUGGAGAAACAUAAUGUAUUCGAAGGCAUUCACGAAAGCCACUUGUUUCUUGGAAUUGUGGGAUUUACUAUUGUUCUUCAAGUCAUGAUGGUGGAAUUCCUAAGGAAGUUUGCUGAUACGGAAAGGUUAACAUGGAACCAAUGGGGAAUUUGUAUUGUAACUGCAUCUGUGUCAUGGCCAAUUGCUUGGUUAGUAAAGUUCAUACCUGUUUCAGAGAAACCUUUCUUCAAGAUUAAGCAGUCUUUUUAAUUUUACCUCAAGUUACAAUGAGGUUUCUAGUAUGAGGAAUCAUAAAUUACAAGCAUCUUGAAAACUCAAAUAUGAGAUAUUCGAGUUUAUGACACAUGGAAAUUCAAGAUCCCUGUGUUUCAAACAUACGAGGAUCUUGAAUUUCCAUGUGUGUUACACCUGAAUAUCCCAUAUUUAAUUUUCUAAGAUAUUUGGAAUUUAGGAUUUCGCUUAGCAAAAGCCUGCUUGGAACUGUAGGUAGGAGUAGUAGUUACUAAGUUCUUGGAAUGUGAAAGCAUAAUGAUGAUAAUUACCUCGUACUUAGCUUAAUGCCUAGGCCAAUUGUUAUGCUAUUCGCAAGAGUAUCA